AUGUCUGUGCUGUUGUCAAAUGAAGCCCAACUGCGCUAUGUAAUAGAGUGGUUUCAAGAAUGGUCAGAAAUGCAGAGAAAUGACUUUCUAAGUGUGCUCAUCGAACAAUGUGGCCCUGCUGGUCUUGUGAAUGGGUUAGCCUCCAAGAUGGAAACGCUGAGAUGCUCAGAGAGAUCUGACAGACCUCCAAACAUAUACCAAUGUCGGGUGAAACUAUUUAAGAAAUGGAGCAACAAUUGGUCCCAACAGGACAAGGAGUCUUUGCUCUCCUCGAUCAAAAACACAGAUCCUGCUUUUGCAGAGAAGUAUGAAGAGAAACUGUCUACUCUAGUGAGUGAAGAUAAAAAAUCAUAA
Dufourea novaeangliae is the source of this 354-nucleotide messenger RNA. RefSeq lists its product as uncharacterized. The record is from RefSeq and is a predicted model, not a curated record. The coding region runs from base 1 to 354 and encodes 117 amino acids. NCBI's taxonomy places the organism in Eukaryota, Metazoa, Arthropoda, Insecta, Hymenoptera, Halictidae. The transcript has a single exon.